Caenorhabditis remanei is the source of this 324-nucleotide messenger RNA. RefSeq lists its product as uncharacterized. The record is from RefSeq and is a predicted model, not a curated record. The transcript has 4 exons. NCBI's taxonomy places the organism in Eukaryota, Metazoa, Nematoda, Chromadorea, Rhabditida, Rhabditidae. Bases 1 to 324 code for a protein of 107 amino acids.
AUGGCAAUUUAUGGUAAUAAAGAUGAUAUCGAAAUGGCAGUGAUGAACUCUGAACAUCAACCACUCCUUCAAUCUCAAUUGCAAAGAUCGGAAAAUCGGGCCCCAAUAUUCAAGAGGCUUAACGGAGAUCAAAAAUUGAAUCUUCUCAUAGUGCUGUUGAUUACCGUAAUGAUACUAGUCUACAUAUACCAUCUGUGCAUAUUUUUGAAAAAGAGAUUCUUCAAAUACGCAUUAACAUCCCCAUCAUCGAUUUCCUCCUCCACGUCAGAUACUUCAACAAAAUCUGCAUUGUCUACGUCAUCGGAUUCUUCAUCAUCAACGUAG